AGGGGAAGGAAAAACAAAAUGAUGAGCGAAAUCCAAGGCGAAACCCCGGUGGCUUUGGUUCGUGCGCGGAUGUGCGCGUGCCUCCCCUCCAUUCUUGGCCUGACUGAGUGACCCUCACGAUCUGCUCCCUCCUCUCUCUCUCUUCCUCUGUCUCUCUCUGUCCUGUCUCUGUUUUUUUUUUCUCUGUUUUUCUCUCUCUCUGCGAGCUCAUUCAUACACAAUUUCGCAUCACCACAUGACCGUUUCCUCCUUGGAACAUCCCUAAACAGCAGCCCUCCUCUUUCUCUCUCCCCCUCUCGUCCCUCCAUUCUUCCUUUCCUCUGCUCCCUUUCUCUCUCCUCUGCGUUUGCGUUCUUGGGUUCUCUUUAACUGGUCUGCAUUUGCCUUUCUUGGAUUCUUUGACCCAAGUCCCUCUUUUUCAUCUUUUCCCUUUUUUUUUCCUCCGCCUCUCUGCUUUUGAUUUCAUCCGGGGACGUCCUUCUUGUUCUUCUUCUUGGUCUCUCUCUCUUCUUUUCGUUCGCAAAAGCAAGGAUCUUGCUGGGUUCUCGCUGUGUCUUUCCCUCAAUUACUUCGAACCCUUUUCCUUGUGUUUUUCGAUUUGGUAAGUGAGCGGGGUUGGUUUUAUCCUGCGCGCGUCGUUUGGACGUUGCUUUUGUUCUUGUGUUUUGGAUGUGCUGUUGAUGUCUUUGGCCGUUGGAGUGGCUUCAAGUUCCAAGAACAUGGGAUUUGAGGAGAAGAGCAGCAGGUCCAAGGAAAGUACAGAGGUGAAGACGCCUCCGAAUGAAGAGGUGGACGAAUUGCAUGGGGAGAAGAUUCACAGGACCAUGAGCGAGAGCUCCGUAUGCGCCACCGAGGAUGAUGAGGAGGAGGACGUGAAGAAGAUUGACUUGGGUCCUCAGGUCACUCUCAAGGAACAGUUUGAAAAGGAUAAGGAUGAUGAAAGCUUGAGGAGGUGGAAGGAACAGCUUCUUGGAAGCGUGGACUUUGAUUCUGUUGGAGAAACACUGGAACCAGAUGUCAAGAUUGUGAGCCUUGCAAUAAUUUCUCCUGGUAGACCUGAUAUACUACUGCCAGUUCCUGAGAAUGGAAAGCCCAAAGGCUUGUGGUUUACUUUGAAAGAAGGCAGCCGUUAUAGGCUCAAGUUCACCUUCCAGGUCAGCAACAACAUUGUGUCGGGUCUCAAAUACAGCAACACAGUAUGGAAAACUGGUGUUAAAGUGGACAGCACAAAGGAGAUGAUCGGAACUUUCAGUCCACAGCAGGAGCCCUACACACAUGAAAUGCCUGAAGAGACGACACCGUCUGGCAUAUUUGCUAGAGGAUCGUAUUCAGCCAGAAGUAAGUUUGUUGAUGAUGACAACAAGUGUUACCUCGAGAUCAACUACACUUUUGACAUCCGAAAAGACUGGAGUUCAACUUCAUGAAGCGCUCUCCAACUCUAUCAAACAUGGCCCUGGUCUUGCUUGUUUCACAGGUUGAUGUAUCUGAUGUAUUACCAUAGCUGUGUAACUUAUCUUCAGUUUCGUCCUGGAUGGUCAUCUAGACAAUUGAGACAAAACAUUUGUUCGAAAUGUUAUUGGCAUGAAGAAAAUAGGUUUGAAGAAAGAAGCUGCUGUUCCUUAUGAGUAAUUUGGAAGUGGUGCAUCUGAGCAUUUUUUCUGUCUCUGUCUCUCGCUCUUAAUGAGCACUGUGAUCAUAAGAACUGGUUGUCAAGAGCAAUGUAUGUUUUUGUCAUCUAUAUCUUGUGGUAUCUUUUAUCUGA
Eucalyptus grandis is the source of this 1762-nucleotide messenger RNA. RefSeq names its product rho GDP-dissociation inhibitor 1-like. The coding region runs from base 681 to 1424 and encodes 247 amino acids. Gene Ontology annotation, cellular component: cytosol; cytoplasm; membrane. The record is from RefSeq and is a predicted model, not a curated record. NCBI's taxonomy places the organism in Eukaryota, Viridiplantae, Streptophyta, Magnoliopsida, Myrtales, Myrtaceae. The transcript is spliced from 5 exons. Gene Ontology annotation, molecular function: protein binding; Rho GDP-dissociation inhibitor activity. Gene Ontology annotation, biological process: Rho protein signal transduction.